UAUGUAUGUAUGUAUGUAUGUAUGUAUAUAUACAAGGAUCGGCGAAGAUAUCCGAUCGGCGCGUCGAUCGUCGACCGAUCAUCGAGGGUGCGGAGUAGCUCUCGCUUUGGAGCAUUAUGAUUGGUCGACGGAGCUUGCUUCGUACAGGCCAACCUGCCGCUACGCCGUGUCACCAUGUUAGUUUGCCGGCGAGAGCGAGCAGUCAGUCGCUUACUGUCCGCGACCGGGUAAACGUCGUUCGUACGAGCCAUGAAUUGAAGGCUCGGACGAUUAUCUCGUGCCGUCUCGUUCUUCGCGUCUUCUUUUUUUUCACGCUUUUUUUCCCCUCUUCCUCCUCCCCCUCUCCCAUCCCUGUUGUUCUUUCGUUCUCAACGCGUGAGAGCGGUCAACGACGCAGUCUCCAGGUAUAACCCCGGGCCGGUGGGUUACUAGUAAUAGAUAGUUUUUAGAAGAAAAGUAAUAUCAUACGUAUUAGUAAGUAAUAGUGUUAGUAAUUAGUACGUUUGUAAAUUUUUACGACGGGAAGCUCGUAUCGAAGGGAAUAAAAGAGAGGAAAAAGAAAAGGAAAGAGAAAGAAAAAAAGAAAACAAUACGAAAGGAAAAAGCUUUUGUUCCCGUUCGAAUUUUCGAGGAUCACCCUCUGUUUCUCUCUUCCUCUCUCUCUCUCUCUCUCUCUCUCUCUCUCUCUCUCUCUCUCUCUCUCUCUCUCUCUCUCUCUCGCUCGCUCACUCACUCGGUCCUUCCUCUAUCGAGCGGGGAAAGGAAAAGUGGCUCGGCUCUGUGUGCUCGGAGUGCGGUGAGGGAGAACGACACGGAGGCGUGCGAUGGCGGUGGCUGCGCCGGAGCCACGGCGGCCGCGCACCGUCUUUUCUGGUGGUGAACGUGCUUCCGGAUGUGCUACGGACUAUCGCCCCCAAAGAACUUUACGGCUGAAUCGGACCAAUUCUCUCUUCGUUUUUCACGCCUUCGUCCUACUGCUCUUUUUCUUCGGCAUUAAGAUCGACGCCCUCAGAGUCGGCGAUGGCACCGGUUGUGGGCCUAACAUGUUCAAAUGUCUCGACGGAAAGUGCAUACCGGCAUUGUUGGUCUGCAACUAUGAACGUAACUGCGAGAACGCCGAGGACGAGUUUCAGUCGUGUCCACCGCCCGAUUGCGAAGUCGGCCAAAUUACCUGCGGACAAUAUAUUUUCAAUAAAACCUAUUGUAUACCGUUACAUCAAAAAUGUGACAUUACGGUCGAUUGCGUGGACGGCUCGGACGAGGAUGGUUGCCAUUACAGAAAAUGUCAGCCGGACGACUUCAGGUGCGGUGGCACUCAUCCGGAACUUUGCAUACCUAAAGAAAAAGUUUGCGAUGGGUAUCUUGAUUGUCGGAACGGAAAGGACGAAGAAAAAUGUGAUACGAGCAUGAAGGCACCUUGUCAACUCGAUGAAUUCAGAUGUAAUACCACACAAAGGUGUAUAGAACAUAGCGCGAGAUGUAAUCAUAGAGACGAUUGCGGUGACAACAGCGACGAGGAACAUUGCAAUUUUCCUCCAUGUACGGUCGAUCAGUUUCGUUGCACUAAUGCGCUUUGUUUACCUCUGGUAUUCCGAUGCGACGGUUAUUUAGAUUGCACUGAUGGUUCGGAUGAAAAAGGUUGCUCGGUAACAGGCUGUCCUGGGCAUAAAUUCAUAUGCCCGAAAGGUGCACCAGGCGGGAAGCCACUUUGCAUUAACAAGUCUCAGCUUUGCGAUGGUAAAGUUGAUUGCGAGGAUGGCGCCGACGAGGAAGCUGCUUGUUCUACGAGUAUGUGCGGGUCAUUGAGUUGUGAAUACAAAUGUCAACCAUCCCCAACAGGAGGUGUUUGUUAUUGCCCUACGGGUAGAAUACUAGCGAACGACUCAAAAAGUUGCAUAGACAGAAACGAAUGUCUGGAAUGGGGCUUUUGCGAUCAACUUUGCGAAAACGUUGAUGGUUCUUAUACGUGCAGUUGUGCACCCGGUUAUGUAUUGCACGGAAACAAUGAGUGUCGUGCCCAAAAUAUCUCCUCUUUGGAACUAUUGGUUGCUCAAGAUCGUGCUAUUUGGAGGAUGUCAGCUAACGGAGAAGAUCCAAGAAUCGUUGCUAACACUACCGGUGCCAGUGGCGUCGAUUAUCUUUAUUCGAGAAAUCUUUUGUUCUGGAGUGAUACUAAAACAAGGAAAGUGCAUUCAGAAUCAUUGAAUGGUAACGCGGCUACCUCUAUUCUAGAUAUAUAUCUACCUGUUUCCUGGGGUCCUAUAUCGAUAGCUGUUGAUUGGAUAGGAGAGAAACUUUACAUUGUUGACUCGGUUGUACAAAAGAUCGAUGUAUUUGAAUUGGAUAGUCGAUAUCAUGGGAUCGUACUUGGAUCUAAUCUUACUAGUCCUUCGGAUAUCGCUUUAGAUCCAACCGUAGGUCUCAUGUUCAUUGCCGAUAGCAAACAAGUUCUGAGGGCAAAUAUGGAUGGUACCUCGGCAUUUCCGAUUGUAUCCGAAGCAGCAUACAAGGUAUCCGGUGUAACAGCCGAUACGAUAGCUCGGAGAAUUUAUUGGUGCGAUACUUUGUUAGACUAUAUAGAAACUGCUGAUUAUUAUGGACGAAAUAGAGUGAUGGUAGUAAAAGGACCGCAAGUUCCAUCGCCGGUGAGGCUGACUUUGUUUGAAAGUAAGAUCUAUUGGACGGAUAAUACGAAACAGGCAAUAAUGAGCGUUGACAAGAAGCAAGAGGGUUAUUCUAUAGAAACUGUGUUCAAAGUAAGAGACGCCAAAGCUGUGAAAGCUCUUCAUAUGUUAGCCCAACCAAUUGUUUCCAAUCCUUGUGGUAAUAACAACGGUGGUUGUCAACACAUGUGUAUAGUUACUGCUGUUACAAAUCAAGAGAAUAGUUUGGGAUAUCGUUGUGCAUGUGACAUUGGUUGGAGACUAUCGAGCGAUCUGAGAAAUUGUAAUUUGGUCCAAGAAUUCCUUAUGUAUUCGCAACAAAGAUUUAUCAAAGGUCGUGUGUUAGAUCCGGUGAUGGAGGGUUUUAGCGAUGCAAUAUUGCCUGUAGUCUCUAGAAGAGCUAGAUUCGUCGGUUUAGAUUACGAUGCUUAUGAUCAGUAUAUAUACUAUAGCGAUGUCUUGCAAGACGUAAUCUACAGGGUACAUCAAAACGGUACCGGUCGAGAAAUAGUGUUGGCGAGUCAAAACGAAGGUGUAGAAGGUUUGGCAGUGGAUUGGGCGGCGAAAAAUCUUUAUUACAUUGAUUCGCGCAAAGGAACGUUGAACGUUUUAAGCACACGAAAUGUAACAUAUAGGAGAACGCUGUUGAAAAAUCUUAAACGACCACGGGCUAUCGUCAUUCAUCCAAAUCACGGAUAUAUCUUUUUCUCCGAAUGGGAUAGACCAGCUAAUAUCAGCAGAGCACAUGCCGACGGAUCGAAUUUAGUAGUUUUCAAAAAUUUAACUUUAGGUUGGCCAAAUGGAUUGGCAAUUGAUUUUUACAAGGAUAGAUUAUAUUGGUGCGAUGCUUUACUGGAUCACGUUCAACAUUCAAAUCUUGAUGGUACGGACGUUCGUACUGUUAAUUCGAGAUUAAUACGACAUCCAUUUUCUAUAGCUAUACACGAACAGUGGAUGUACAUUACUGAUUGGAGAUUAGAUGCUAUAAUUCGACUUCAUAAGAAAACAGGAGAACAAGAAGCGAUUCUCGUUCGCGAACCAGCUUCAAAUAGACUUUACGGCGUGAAAGUUUACAGUCGUGAUGUACAAUCUGAAACAAAUAACAAUCCUUGUUCCCUGAAUAAUGGUGGUUGCGAAAAACUCUGCUUUGCGAUACCACGAAACUAUACAAAUCAGUUUGGCACUCUUCAUUUGAUUCAAGUUUGUGGUUGCCCUUAUGGCGAAAAAUUGCAAGAUGAUGGAAUGACAUGUACAGCUGAUCCCGAAUUGGAACCACCGGUACAAGCUUGCCCUAAUGCUUGGGACUUUACUUGUGCGAAUCAAAGAUGUAUACCACAAUCUUGGGUGUGCGAUGGCGAAAACGAUUGUUUGGAUAAUAGCGACGAAAUGCAAAAUUGUACGAAACUAACGUGCGGUACGAACGAGUUCCAGUGUAAAUCAGGUCGAUGCAUGCCUAUGAGUUUCCGCUGCGAUUCGGAGAAUGAUUGUGGAGAUUACAGCGAUGAGAUUGGAUGUCCGAAUAUUACGUGCAAUACAAAUCAGUUUGCUUGUGCAAAUAAUCGUUGUAUACCAGCGACAUGGAAAUGCGAUUCUGAAAAUGAUUGUGGCGAUAGUUCGGACGAGGGAGAUUUCUGUGCAGCCAAAACCUGCUCUUACUUUCAAUUUACUUGUCCACGAUCUGGCCAUUGUAUUCCUCAAUCUUGGGUAUGCGACGGUGACAACGAUUGUUUCGACCAACAAGACGAAGCCGAUUGUCCUCCUGUGACAUGUGUCAGUACGUUAUACACCUGUGCCGAUAAAAAGAUGUGUAUAUUGGAGUCAUAUAAAUGCGAUGGUAUAUCGGAUUGUAACGAUGGUAGUGACGAAGUUGGUUGUCCAUCAUUGGCACCUGAUCAAUGUAAUACCGAUAAACAAUUCCAAUGCGUUGGCUCAUCUAUUUGUAUUCCAAGAAGUUGGUAUUGCGAUGGUACGGCAGAUUGUCCUGACAAAUCGGACGAACCUCCUACUUGUGGACAAAUCGACUGUCAUCCUGGGUAUUUCAAGUGUCAAAACUCAAGAUGCGUUUUCAAAGCAUACAUAUGUGAUGGUAAAGACGAUUGUGGUGACGGUUCUGACGAAGAUACGACUUUACACGCUUGCGGUCCACCAGAACAUAAGUGUGAUUCGCAACAAUGGAAAUGUCCAAAUAUAACCAACAGAUGUAUCAACGUUACUAAAGUAUGCGACGGCAUAUUCGAUUGUCCUAACGGCGCGGACGAAGGAAUUGGCUGUGACUUGGCCGAAUGCCAACAUCAGAGUGGAUUAUGCAGCAACACCUGCAUUCGAACACCCCUAGGAGCUCAAUGUUCUUGUCCAGCCGGCGAAGAACUCGAUUCCGAUGGAUAUACUUGUCACGAUUUGAACGAAUGCGAUCCACCAGGUCGUUGUUCUCAGAUUUGCAUAAAUACCAAAGGAAGCUAUCAUUGUUAUUGUGUCAGCGGUUAUACUCUUGAGAAGGACAAGCAUACUUGUAAAGCAUUAAAUCACAGUGCAGCAUUUCUCAUUAUAUCUAAUAGGCAUACUAUAUUAGUUGCUGAUUUACAAGAUCAAGCUCUAGAGAGAGUACCCAUUAAUGUAGAGAACGUUGUAGCAACGGCGAGUAACAUGCAUACGGGAACAAUAUUUUGGUCCGAUAUGAAGUUAAAGAAAAUCUCAAGAUUGGAAAGGGGUAGCGAUCCGCAAGACGUUAUAUCAACGGGUUUGGAUUUAGUGGAAGGCCUGGCAUACGAUUGGAUCGGUCAAAACUUAUAUUGGUUAGAUUCAAAAUUAAAUACAAUUGAAGUGGCUAAGGAAACCGGUGAAAAAAGAAUGGUCCUCGUGAAAGAAAAUAUUACUCAACCUCGUGGAAUGUGUUUGGAUCCAAAUCCAGAUGCUCGAUGGUUGUUUUGGACGGAUUGGGGUGAAAAUCCACGUAUAGAGAGAAUUGGAAUGGAUGGUACGAAUAGAUCGACUAUUAUCAGUACCAAGAUAUAUUGGCCUAAUGGAUUGGCUUUGGAUAUAGCCAAUAAAAGAAUAUAUUUCGCCGAUAGUAAAUUAGAUUUCAUCGACACUUGUCUGUACGAUGGUAGUAAAAGAAUUCAGGUAUUAGCUAGUUCUCAUUACUUAUUACAUCCACAUUCGCUUACGUUAUUCGAAGAUACGAUGUACUGGACGGAUCGACAAUUAAAUAGAGUUUUAUCGGCACAUAAAUUUUAUGGCACGAAUCCAACAGUUAUAUCGCAUUUAAUAUCACAACCUUUGUCUAUACACGUACAUCAUUCGGUACUACAACCUAUGUCACAAAAUCCUUGUAAACGUCCUUUUGUUAAUGAAACGUGCGAACAUCUGUGUCUUCUUUCUCCAAGUAAUCCAUUGGGAUAUACCUGCAAAUGUCAAGUUGGUUUCAAAUUAGUCGAAGGUUACAAAUGUGUCGAAGAAGAAUCACCAUACUUGAUGGUAUUACGUGGAUCACAAAUUGUUGAUAUAUCUUUAACGCCAGGCGACAUGAAAACUGGUUACAUCACUCCAGUCGUUGGAAUAGAAGAUGGUCGUGUUAUUGAUUAUGAUAGAAAAGAUCGAAUAAUUUAUUGGUUGGAAGGAAAGGAAUCGGACGAUGAAAAUGGCACCAUAUAUACUAUACCUUAUGGAGGUGGAAAUAGAACUGAAUUUCCAAAUCCAGCCGGAGAUUCUGGAAUCGUUGGAUCUCCCUCCACAAUAGCAUUCGAUUGGCUUGGUAGAAAUUUAUUUAUAGGAAACCGGUAUGCUUCUAACAUUGAGGCUAUUAAAGUUGAUGGAAAAACGAAAUUUAGAACGAUUGUGUUAGCGAAUGAUGGCAACAGAACAUCCGUGGCAAGACCUAUAUCUAUGUGCGUUGAUCCUCUCGACGGGCAUAUAUUUUGGGUAGACGAAGGUGGUUUUGGUAUACCGAUGAAAAUAGGAAGGGUAAAUAUGGACGGUACUAAUCCACUUGUACUCAUAGAUAAUGUCGAAAAGCCAGUGGCUAUAACAAUAGAUAUUCCAAGUAAAACAGUUUACUUUAGUUCUAAAUAUCCAACAUUUGUAAUGUCAAUGAACACGGAUGGACAAAACGUUAGGACUAUUCUUUCAACUGCGAACAAUAUAGCCUUGCCAAAAGCUCUGGUGGUUCAUGAGUCUAAAUUAUAUCUUCUUGAUCCUCUCUUCGAUAAAAUUGAAAGAGUAGAUCUUCCUAAUGGAGAUAAUCCUACUACUAUAAUCGAUAACGAUUCGGAAUUGAAGACCAUGAUUAUUUAUAAAAAACGUAUUACCGGCAUUCAUCCGUGUCUUAAUAACAAUGGAGGUUGCGAGCAGCUAUGUCUACCAUCUUCGGGUGGAACCAGAGUAUGUGCUUGUGGAAUGGAAUAUCGUGAAAUGGACGAUACCAGAUGUGAACCCUUCAAGACUUUCGCUGUUGUAUCUCAAUUGGAUGUGGCGAGAGGAUACAGUCUGAAAGAUGCUAAAGAAGCGAUGGUACCCAUUGCAGGAACUGGACAUCACAUUUUACAUGUGGACGUUCAUUACGCAAACAAUUGGAUUUAUUGGGUAGAAUUUAAUCGUGGUAUAUGGAACGGAAUUUUCCGUGUCAGACCAAACGGAACGGAACUUCAACAAAUUAUUAAACAGGGAAUAGGUUCAAAUGGUAUUCGUGGAUUGACCAUAGAUUGGAUAGCUGGCAAUUUGUAUUUUGCGAAUGUUUUCCCACAUGAUAAUUACGUAGAAGUUUGCAGAUUAGACGGUAGCUACAGAAAAGUCCUUAUAAAGACGAUGACCGAUGCACCCAGAGAACUAGUCGUUAAUCCCAUAAAAAGAUAUUUAUAUUGGAUCGAUUACGGACAAUAUCCAAGAAUAGGCAAAGCACUUUUAGAUGGAAGUAAUUCCUCGUCCAUCGUUACAUCUGGUAUAAGUACUCCGCGUGAUUUAACCGUCGAUCCUGUGACUCAUGAUCUUUAUUGGGUAGAUUCUAAAUUGGAUACGAUACAAAAGGUAUCAUAUACCGGUGGAAAUCGUCAGAUAAUACGUCGAAACUUACCAAAUCCAAUGGGUGUAGCGAUUUAUGGCGAUGACGUUUAUUGGGUGGAUAGAAACUUAGCUACAGUCUUCAAGGCCAGUAAAUAUCACGGCAAUACUAGCUUACCUACACCAGUUAGAACGAAUUUACAAAAAUUAAGAGAUAUCGCUAUCUUCGAUCAGAAAAAUCAACCAUCCGAUUUUACGAAUCCAUGUUCGGUUAAGAAUGCCGGAUGUGCACAGCUCUGCUUUGCUUUUCCAAAUGAUCGAUUCGUAUGUGACUGUGCAACCGGUAAACUGUUAAAUGACGGUGAAACAUGUGGAAAUAUGAACGAAUAUCUUGUAUUUGCAACGAGAACGGAAAUUAGAUCGAUUGGAUUAGAUCCUCGUGAUACGAGUCUUCCAUUCAGUCCAAUUGGUAAUUUCACGAAUGUAGCUGGUAUUGAUUUCGAUUAUGCUGACAAGAAACUUUUCUUUACGGAAAUUACACCAUGGGCACAGAUUGCAUGGAUGCAGGCAGAAAAUCCAUCCUUAACCGAUAUGCAUAUUCUUCUGAACAAAGAUAUCAAUCCAGAGGGUAUAUCAUACGAUUGGACUCAAAAGAAAGUAUACUGGGCUGAUUACACCAAUAAUAGCAUCUAUGCAAUGAAUCUCGAUGGAUCAGAUAUGGUAAUGAUCGCAAGAGUUAAUAGACCUAGAGCUAUCGUCGUUGAUCCUUGCAAUGGAUCGCUGUACUUCACCGAUUGGGGUCGAUUCGGUACGUCAGGAAAAAUUUUCCGAACUACUAUGGCUGGUUCAUUGAAAAAAGCUAUCAUCGAUAAGGAUUUAUUACAGCCAAGCGGAUUGGCUAUCGAUUACGAAGAACGUAUGCUUUAUUGGACUGAUGCUGUAAGGGAAAAAAUCGAAAGAUCGGAUCUUAACGGGAAGAAUCGUGAAGUUUUGGUUAGCGCUACGAUUUAUCCAUUUGCCAUCACUGUCUUCCGUGAACAUAUUUAUUGGACUGAUCUUCAACUUAGAGGUGUAUAUCGUGCUGACAAGUAUACAGGUGCCAAUAAAGUAGAGUUAGUUAAACGAUUGGAAUAUUCGCCAAGAGAUUUGUUCGUUUAUUCCGCGGAAAGGCAAAUGUGUAAAGUCAAUCCUUGUAACAUCAAAAACGGAGGAUGUGAUCAAUCUUGUCAUCCUGGAGUUAAUGGAUCAGCAGAAUGUAAAUGCGACGAUAAUAGCAGGCUCGUCAAUGAGGAUAGAAUGUGCGUUCCUAAGAACGUAACUUGCGAUGCUAGUAAAUUCGCUUGUAGAAAUGGCCGUUGCAUCUCUAGAAUGUGGGCAUGCGACGGAGAUGAUGAUUGCAAUGAUGGCUCAGACGAGGAUACCAACUAUUGCUCUUACCAUUCGUGUAGUCCGAACGAGUUCCGUUGUAACAACGGCCGUUGCAUUUUUAAGACAUGGAAGUGCGAUCAUGAGAAUGAUUGUCGUGAUGGUAGUGACGAAGAAGGUUGUGUAUAUCCACCUUGUGCUCCGGGAGAAUUCACUUGUGACAAUUAUCGUUGCAUUCCACAAUCUCAAGUUUGCAAUGGAAUUAAUGAUUGCAAGGACAACGUAACGUCAGACGAGACGCAUGAUCGUUGUCCUCAGAAUACGACAUGUCCUCAGAAUCAUUUAAAAUGCGAGAAAACAAAUAUUUGCGUGGAGCCAUAUUGGCUUUGCGACGGGGACAAUGAUUGUGGUGACAAUAGUGACGAGAAUCCAUUACAUUGCGCACAAAGAACUUGUCCUCCAAACAGCUUCCGUUGUCCGAAUCACAGAUGUAUACCAGCUACUUGGUAUUGCGAUGGAGACGAUGAUUGUCUCGAUGGUAGCGACGAACCACCUGGUUAUUGUCAAUCCGAAGGUAGAACUUGUUUUGGGGAUUUGUUCACUUGUGACAAUGGUAAUUGCAUUCCUAGGAUAUACAUAUGUGAUGGAGACAAUGAUUGCUUGGAUAAUUCCGAUGAAGACGAACGACACCAGUGUAAUGACAGAAAAUGCGACGAAGAAACAGAAUUUACAUGCACCGCUAACAAAGUAUGGAAUCGAGCUCAGUGUAUUCCAAAGAAAUGGUUGUGCGAUGGUGAUCCAGAUUGCGUCGAUGGUGCAGAUGAAAAUGUAACGUUACAUCGUUGUCCAGAUCCAACUCCAUGCGGAGAAAAUCAAUUUACUUGCAACAACGGACGUUGUCUUAAUAAUAAUUGGCUUUGUGAUCAUGACAAUGAUUGCGGCGACGGUAGCGACGAAGGAAAGAUGUGCAAUUCUCAAUAUAAACAAUGUUCAGCGCAAGAAUUCACAUGUCAGAAUUUCAAAUGUAUUAGAAAACAAUUCCGUUGCGAUGGCCAAGAUGAUUGUGGUGAUCAUUCGGACGAAGUAGGAUGUCCAUCCAAAGUUAAAAAUACUACGUGUCCAAAUCCUGGAGAAUUUAUGUGUGCCAAUGGUAAUUGUAUAGAUCAACAAUUAGUUUGUAAUAAAGAGCCAGACUGUGCCGAUGAAAGUGACGAACCAGCACAUUGUAAUGUCGAUGAAUGUGCACGUCCAGAAUUGAAUCAAUGUGGACAUAGAUGCGUUGAUACGCCAACUAGUUAUUAUUGCGAAUGCAAUCCGGGAUAUAAACUUUUAGAUGAUGGAAAAGCAUGUGUUGAUAUUGAUGAGUGUAUAGAAAUGCCUCAAGUGUGCAGUCAACAAUGUGAAAACACACCGGGCGGAUUUUAUUGUAAAUGUGACGAACGUUGGUAUGAGAGAGCUGCUGAUGAACAUACUUGUAAAAGAAGAGACAGAAUUGAACCAUGGGUCAUAUUCACUAAUAAAUAUUACGUUAGAAACAUGUCAACAGAUGCAACAAAAUACAGUUUAAUGCAUCAAGAUCUCAUUAAUGUCGUUGCGUUAGACGCCGAUUAUACACAAGAAAUGUUAUACUUUUGUGAUGUAACUGCAAAGACUAUAUACAGAGCACCUGUAUCUGGUGGCAAGAAAGAACCUAUUAUACGUCACGAUAGCUUAGGCUUAGAAGGAAUUGCUAUUGAUUGGGUUGCAAGAAAACUUUACUGGUUAGAUCGACAUGCAAAACAUUUAGAUGUUUCAGAAUUGGAUGGUACUAAUAGGAAAACUUUACAAUCUGGAAUAGCAGAUCCAAGAGCCAUUGUGGUCCAUCCUGGUAUUGGAUAUUUGUACUUCACUUCUUGGCAUCUGCAGGCAUAUAUUGGAAAAAUGGGUAUGGACGGUAGCAACUUCACUCGAAUUCUUACAUGGGAAGAUGAUAUAGCUUGGCCAAAUGCUUUAACUAUCGAUUAUUUCACCGAUCGAAUAUUCUGGGCUGAUGCUCAUUUGGAUUACAUAGCAUUCGCUGAUCUAGAAGGACAUAAUAGACGAAUCGUUCUUUCUGGUACCGCGGUACCACACGUUUUUGCUAUUACAGUGUUUGAUGAUUUUAUAUAUUGGACUGAUUGGAAUCUCAAGGCUAUCAGUAGGGCAGAGAAAUUUUCUGGUGCAAAUUUGAAAAUACUACGUAAUACGACGCACAGACCUUACGAUAUUCAUAUAUAUCAUCCAUUACGACAGUUACCGUAUAAUAAUCCUUGUGCAUUAAAUAAUGGUGGAUGUUCGCAUCUCUGUCUUAUCGCUCCACCAGCAAGUUCUUACUUGGUCGAAGGCUAUGGUCAGCCAGGUGUAACAUCCUACAAAUGUAAAUGUCCUAAUCAAUUCAUUUUAAAUAAGGAUGGCAAAACUUGUGUAGCAAACUGUACCGCUGGACAACACCGUUGUGGUCCACCCGAUGAAAAGUGUAUACCAUGGUUCUGGAAAUGCGAUGGAGAAAAAGAUUGUAAAGAUGGAUCAGACGAGGCUACAAAUUGUCCUCGACGCCUGUGUCGCCCAAGUGUAUUCCAAUGUGCAAAUGGAAAUUGUACUGCUAGCGUAACGGUGUGCGAUGGUGCCGAUGAUUGUGGAGAUAAGAGCGACGAAGCAAAUUGCUCGUUAGAAUGUCCAGAGCUCGAAUUUAAAUGUAAAUACAAUGGUCGUUGUAUACACGAUUCAUGGAAGUGUGAUGGGGAUGCUGAUUGCAACGAUGGCAGCGAUGAAGAUCCAACUAUAUGUCAUAACAGAGCGUGCGAUCCAAAUACGGAGUUCAGUUGUAAAAAUGGAAAAUGUAUACCAAAAUUAUGGAUGUGCGAUUUUGACAAUGAUUGCGGAGACGACAGCGACGAACCAGCUUAUAUGUGUCGACAAAGAAAUUGUACUACAGGAUGGCAACGUUGUCCAGGACAUGCAAAUUAUCGAUGCAUACCUAAAUGGCUUUUCUGUGAUGGAAAGGACGAUUGUCGCGAUGGUUCCGACGAACUUCCCGAAAGUUGUCCAGUAUGUGAUCCGAACAUGGAAUUCAAAUGUUCAAACAGUAGAUGCAUACCGAAACAAUGGAUGUGUGAUUUUUCGGACGAUUGCGGAGAUGGCAGCGACGAAAGUGAAACUGUUUGCAAAGGAAAAUAUCGACAAUGUUCCGAAUCAGAAUUUAGAUGCAAAAAUGGAAAGUGCAUUUCUUCCAGAUGGAGAUGCGAUAGCGAGGAUGACUGUGGUGAUAACAGCGACGAAAUAGAUUGUCAACAGUACGAGUGUGAGAACUAUACAUUCAAAUGUAAUAGUGGCCAUUGCAUUGCUGCUUAUUUGCGAUGCGACGGUACGCGUGAUUGUCGUGAUAUGAGCGAUGAAAUGGGUUGUCCACCAAGAUAUCCUGGUGGACGAUAUUGUCCACAGUCACGAUUCGAAUGUGAUAAUAAUCUAUGCGUGUCAUUAUCCGAUAAAUGCGACGGAAGUGAUGACUGUGGCGAUGGAUCGGACGAAAAUCCAGCUAUGUGUGCCAAUUUCAAUUGCGAUACGUUAAGAAGAUUCCAAUGCGCAAAUCACAGAUGUAUCGCUAGAUAUCAAUUAUGCGAUGGAAUUGACAAUUGUGGUGAUGGUUCCGAUGAAAAUAAUAUGACGAUGUGCGCUACUAGAAUGCGCCCUUGCGAUCCAAUCUUAGAGUAUCAAUGUGCAAAUAAAAAAUGUGUAGAGCGAACGAAAUUAUGCGACUUUGCCGAUGAUUGUGGAGAUUCAUCGGAUGAGUUGGGAUGUCAUCACUUUAAGCCUUGUUUGGACAUUAACAAGGGUGGCUGUUCUCAUUAUUGUCACAAUAUAACUGAUGGCGGAUAUAUUUGUGCUUGUUAUCCUGGUUAUAUAAUUUCACAAGAGAAUAGAAAACGUUGCGAAGACAUUAACGAAUGUGCGACAGGACAACAUCAAUGUUCCCAAAUCUGUACGAAUCUUAAUGGUUCUUAUGCGUGCUCUUGUAGACAUGGAUUCCAAUUAUCAGAUAAUUUAAGCGGAGUUUGUCGAGCAGAGGAUGACGAAGUUAUGCUUCUGUUUGCGAAUGGACAAGAAAUUAGAGCUUAUAAUUUUCGUAAUAGGGAAGAAAUUGAUGUUAUUGCUCAUGAAAAGAGAAUACAAGCUGUUGAUUUCGAUCCAGUAAGAGAAUACAUUUUUUGGAUCGAUUCUCAUGACAAUACAAUUAAACGAUCCUACAUGGUAAACGCAAGGGGUGGUAAAGUGAAAAUUGGUUUUGCACAGGAUUUGGAUAUGAAAACCGAUUCAAAACCAACCGGUUUAGCAGUCGAUUGGAUAUCUGGUAAUUUGUAUUGGAGCGAAGUUGAUGAUUCUGGUGUAAGGCCGCUUGGACGAAUAAUGGUUUCAAAGUCAGACGGAAGAUAUCGUCGAAGUCUUGUAACAUUGGAUUUGGAUAGUCCGACCUCGAUUGUUUUGGAUCCACAACUUGGUCGACUCUUAUGGUCUGAUUCUGGAAAUCAACCGAAGAUAGAAAUUGCUUGGAUGGAUGGACAGAAACGUAAACAAUUGGUCACAGAUAGAAUUGGUAAACCGUCGUCCCUUGCUAUCGAUUAUGCGAUGGAUCAUACACUUUAUUGGUCUGAUAGCAAAUUAAAUACUAUUGAAUCUAUACGAUUGGAUGGUACAAAUCGGAAACUUAUAUUAAAGGGUGAAAAUCUAAAAUAUCCCAUGUCGUUAGAUGUAUUCGAAAAUAAUUUAUAUUGGACAACCAAACAGACUGGUGAAUUAAUAAAACAAGACAAGUUUGGUAGAGGCGUUUCACAAAUCUUAGUUAAAGAUAUUCUCACCCCAGGAGGAGUCAAAAUUUAUCAUCAAUUGAGAUACAACAUAACAUUACGAGAUCCAUGUUUCAAUGAUCAAUGUACUCAUCUGUGUGUAGCAGUCCCAGGUGGACACCGAUGUUUAUGUCCAGAUAGCGUUGGUCCACACAUUCCACAAUCCAGUGAAAGACAAUGUGAUGCUGCUAUACAAAGAGCUCGGCCUGCUCCAAGAGUAUGCCUUUGUCAGAAUGGUGGUCUUUGUCAAGAAGUGGUCGACAAUAAAUUGAAAUGUGCUUGCCGACAUAAUUUUGAUGGAGAAUUUUGUGAAAUUGGUGUUAUGGUGGCGAGAACUGGUAGCUCUACCGCUGCUAUUGUUAUUCCUAUUGUUGUAUCGAUCUUAGUUUUACUCGGAGCUGCUGCAGUGAUUAUGGUACUAAAGAAACGACCAUUUGGUAAACCAGGUGGUCUUGGUGGCCUAACUGGUGCUCAAAGUGUAUCCUUUAGGCAAGGAAGCAACGUAGAAUUUGGAGCAGUAGCUCACGAACGAAUGGAACCCCUCGAUGUGGAAUAUAAUCUAAAUGAAGUGAGUAACAAAAAUAGAGACUUUAGUAAUCCAAUGUACGAUGCAGUGAAUAUGGAAGCAGGUGCUACUAAUGGCACUAGUGCAAGCAGUAUGUAUGAAGUGCCAGCUGAAAUGAAACCUUCUAGUGUGCAGCACAAAGAACCGCCGCAAAUUCAUCUUAAAAGAAGAGAACUCGAUCCUACGCCUAUUGAUUCGGGUAAGGAUACUCAGCAAUUGGUAGAAGAAGAUAAGUCCGAGUGUUAGGUAGUUUAACUCGAAUAUAUAUAGAGAUGCUUUCACACCUGUUGUACUUUGAUCUCGACAUAUCUGUACUGUGUAAAAAUUGUUAUUAUAACGAUUUGUUGAAAAUAUUGAAAAGAAAUUAAUAAUUGAAAAAAUAAUGUUAUUUUAUAGAACAAUAUUUUGAUUUUUCCUUAUAACGAGCUUAUUUUUGCUCUUACAGUUACCUUUUAUUUAUGUCUAUUUUAUUUAUUGAGGAUGCAAAGAUCUUGUUAUGUUUUAAUAAAGAAAACUUAUUUCACAUA
Messenger RNA from Vespa velutina, 14971 nucleotides. It is a transcript of the gene mgl, whose product is annotated as low-density lipoprotein receptor-related protein 2. The record is from RefSeq and is a predicted model, not a curated record. The transcript has 20 exons. The coding region runs from base 825 to 14690 and encodes 4621 amino acids. Gene Ontology annotation, molecular function: protein binding; calcium ion binding. Lineage: Eukaryota; Metazoa; Arthropoda; Insecta; Hymenoptera; Vespidae.